AUGAGACCUCUAGCAAAGCUCUUUUCUUGCUCCGUUCAUAAAAUUCUUGCUGUUUUUCCUCAACUGCUCCGGUUAACCGUGUUAGCGAUUUGUGUUUUAUGGAAGAACUACAGGCAUCUAAGCUCAACCUACAAGUACACGUCGAUGAUCAACAAGAAAAGCUCGACGUUUAGUUACCAAAAAAGGGCUGAGCCGGAGCUGGUCGAGUUUUGCAGCAUUUGUUUGUCGGAGUUUGCAGAAGGGGAUGUGGGCAGGGAGCUGGUGGACUGCAAGCAUGUGUUUCAUAGGCAUUGCCUGGAGAAAUGGCUGCAAAGGUGCCGGCCUACGUGCCCGUUGUGCAGGAGCUUGGUAGUGCCUGAGGUGGUUGCGGCUAAGUAUCAUCAGAUGCAAAUUGAGUGGGAAAAUGAUGGGUUGAGAAGGAAUUGGCUCUUGUCUUGUUGA
Messenger RNA from Sesamum indicum (sesame), 441 nucleotides. Its product is annotated as RING-H2 finger protein ATL2. The record is from RefSeq and is a predicted model, not a curated record. Lineage: Eukaryota; Viridiplantae; Streptophyta; Magnoliopsida; Lamiales; Pedaliaceae. Gene Ontology annotation, molecular function: zinc ion binding.